Messenger RNA from Austrofundulus limnaeus, 788 nucleotides. It is a transcript of the gene insl5a, whose product is annotated as insulin-like 5a. The record is from RefSeq and is a predicted model, not a curated record. Gene Ontology annotation, molecular function: G protein-coupled receptor binding; hormone activity. The transcript is spliced from 2 exons. Gene Ontology annotation, cellular component: extracellular region. Bases 124 to 441 code for a protein of 105 amino acids. Lineage: Eukaryota; Metazoa; Chordata; Actinopteri; Cyprinodontiformes; Rivulidae.
UCAGAUCAUCGGGUGUAUAUAUUAYAGGGAGAUCGGAGCAGUGGGUCAGUGACCGAGCUGCAGCCUGCAAAGGAGUCAGAAUAAAAGAGCAGUUGAGAAACAACAGACGGUCAGGUCUCCAGCAUGCGUGGUCUUGUGGUGUUGCCUCUGCUCCUGUGCACAGUGCUGUGUGUGGUGGACCAGGCGAGAGCAGAUGGGAAGGCRGUGAAGUUAUGCGGUCGAGAGUUCCUGAGGGCUGUUGUCUUCACCUGCGGAGGCUCUCGCUGGAGGAGGUUCUUCACCGAGCCAGACGUGGAUGGUCUGAAUGCAGGGGAGCAGAACAGCCUGGAGAACCUUAGUAGUCCUGGAUCUGAGUGGACCAAACGAGACCUUAAUAACGUGGUAACCAACAUGUGCUGCCAGGUGGGCUGCAGGAAAAGUGACAUCAGCUACCUCUGCUGAGGACCCUUUAAAAGGACAAAAAUAAAAAACAAAACUGAAUCACAUGCUGACAAAUGAUCCAUGUGCAACUUGUGAGAUUUGUUGAUGUGACUGUGACAUUUCUGUGUGAACCUGAGCAGGAGAAUAUGUGUAACGAGAAAUAUAUAUUUAAAUAGAGAUUAGAAAAUGCGGGAUUUGUUGAUCAUACUCUGUGUGUAAAAAAAAAAAAUACUAAACCAGGAUUGUGUUGUUGUGACCUCAUCUUUAAAAUAAAUUSACAAAAUGUCAGCUUGGGUUUUGUUGUCUCUUUAAAAACCUUGAGUUGUAUUUAAUCCUUUACAAUUGUCUAAUAAACGUUCUUGCACAAA